Molecule: messenger RNA, 402 nt
Organism: Sclerotinia sclerotiorum 1980 UF-70
Lineage: Eukaryota; Fungi; Ascomycota; Leotiomycetes; Helotiales; Sclerotiniaceae
Exons: 3
Coding region: 1-402 (133 amino acids)
Source: RefSeq, a predicted model, not a curated record
AUGUCACUGUCAACUACAGCAUAUGUCAACAUCGGAAUUGCAGUCCUCUUUAUGACCAUAGCCCUUUUGGUUCACAUAUCAGCGGCUGCGUUUGCCUUCCCUAAGAGAGUCCAUGUAGCCUGGGCUAAAUUCGAUAUUUGUGCAGCGCCGUCACAAAAUCCGAGAUCUAUAAACUCAAAUGCAUCGUCCGAAUCUGCAGAUGACUCUUCGAGAUCAAAGUCUUUGAAGGAUCCAUUAUUGGAUUUGCAUGAUGAGGCAAAGAGAGCGACUGCUAGACGAACGUCUGGGACGUCGUGUAUAAGUCUGCAGCGAUUAGCGGUUAGAAGUUGGUUACGAGCAGUUGUAAAAGGUGUGGACCUGGUGGAGCUAGUAGGAGCAACAACAUUAGUGGUUAGAAGUUGA